AUGCCUGCUAGCCACGAGCUAGGGGUCAAUUCACAUGUCGAGGAUCGAGUGGACAGUGACCAGGACGCUGAAGGCGAGGAGGAUACCGAUCUCUACCAGCUGGAUCAGGAGCUGCAAAGUGCCGUUCAGAAAGCAGAUGCUGGAAGCGCGGUUGAAGAAGAAGAGCCCAUGGCGGAGUCGGACGCUGCGGAGGACGAUGAUAAAAGUGAGGAAGAGGAUUAUGCAGAGCAAGUCAACGAUGAUGCGGUAUCGAGGGAAAGUGAGAAUGAAUAUGAUGAAACACCGCGAAGGCCGCGCCGAGUUCGGAGAAGUGCCGCAAUAUCUUCAAAAUCUGACGACGAGGAAAGCGAUGCAGAUGUCGCUUAUGGAAACGGUGAUGCACGCUCAGAUUCGGAGUCGGAAAGCAAUGCAUCGGACAGGGAGGCAGAGGAUUGGGAAGCAGAAAGCAAUGGAAACGAUGAAAAUGAUGCGGACAAGUUGAUUCGAUCGAAUUGCAUAUUCUGCGGUCAGGAUGAAGAUCAUGAUCCGUCGGAGGAUUUCGAAGAGUAUUUGACAUGCGCAGUUUGUGGCGAUCACUCCCAUCGGCAAUGCGCGCGAGAACAAAGCGCCUUUAAUGACGACGAAGAUGCGGAAUGGUGGCGAUGCACUACCUGUGUUCAGGAUAAUCUUCAACCUGACCCAGAAACUGACGCAGCUUCACGGAGAUUAGCUGCGGAAAGUAUUGCGGGCGAUUUACAAGCUGCCUCAGCAGAUGGUCAGCACUCUGUUUUUAAUAACCUAAUAGUUGACGACGAUCCGAUGGAUGGGACGCGGUCAUUGCGGAAACGCAAAACUUCACCUACCGACUCGGAAGACCACGUUCCUGCAUUGCGUAAACGACAACACCGUACACCUUCGCAAGGCGCAACAGACAGCGCAGAUGGCUCUUUGGAUGCAGACGGCUUGCCGCGCACUCGGCCGCGCAGGGCGCGUAAAGCAGAGAAAGAGCUAUGCCGUGUUGUGGAAAGCGAUGUCGGCAGGUGUAUCAUUGCACUGCACCUAAACUUUCCGAAGAUGGCCAAAAUCCUCAACUCACGACCGCGGCCGAAGCAACGGCGGCGCAAGCAGCCGAAGCCGCCUCCCGUAGAACAAGAGCCUCUCUCUCAUUUCGCCCCAAUCCCACCAAGCUAUACUACACCUUUCUACUCUUUUCAUGAUCGCGAAGUUGACGAGCUCAAGUCGAAACCGUACGGAGGGAUUCUAUCAGAAGCCGAUGCCGAUACUAGUCGAACGUUGCCAACGCAAGCGGACCGAGAGAAAUUCGAGGCUGCUCGACGGAGCGCCGAGGAGGACUGGCAACGGAAGGUCAUGGAGUCGGAACCUGUUGGAGAAUUGAAUCACCGUGCUUCACAAAAAGUUUCUGGCCCGCCGAGCAAAAUCAAAUGGAUCAAUUUUGGCGGUUACGAGAUCGAGACAUGGUAUGCUGCACCAUAUCCUGAAGAGUACAGCCGCAACAAAGUGUUGUAUAUCUGUGAAUUUUGUCUCAAGUACAUGAAUUCGGACUUUGUGGCCUGGCGGCAUAAAUUGAAAUGUCCAGCCAAACAUCCACCGGGCGAUGAAAUAUAUCGGGAAGGUUCGGUGUCCAUCUACGAAGUGGAUGGGAGGAAGAACCCUGUUUACUGCCAAAAUCUUUGCUUAUUAGCAAAGCUGUUCUUGGGCUCAAAGACACUCUACUAUGAUGUCGAGCCCUUUCUUUUCUACGUGAUGACCGAAUACGAUGACUUGGGAUGCCACUUUGUCGGGUAUUUCAGCAAGGAAAAACGGCCCAGCUCGUCGAACAACGUUUCAUGUAUUCUGACGCUUCCUAUUCAUCAACGGAAAGGUUACGGAAACCUACUCAUUGACUUUUCAUAUCUCUUGACACGAGUUGAGAAAAAGACCGGAUCUCCUGAAAAGCCGUUGUCGGAUAUGGGUCUAGUUUCGUAUAGAAAUUACUGGCGACUUGUUCUCAGCUAUCAAUUGCGCGACCAGAAAACUCCAGUUAGCAUUGCAGAGCUUUCUGACCGCACAGGAAUGACUGCGGACGACAUCGUUUCUGGUCUUGAGGGACUACGAGCGCUUGUUCGGGAUCCAGUCACAAAAACCUACGCUUUACGGCUCAACUAUUCGUACUUUGAAGAGUACAUCAAAAGUUGGGAGGUUAAGGGCUAUGUGAAACUCAACCCGGAUGCCCUCGUUUGGACACCGUACGUCAUGGGCCGUAGUAACCAGUCACAUUAUGAUCGUGCCCAGCUACACACUGUCGCUCCCCGCGAAGACCCCAACGAUGAAGACGAAGAGGGAGCCGACGAAGAUGGAGACCUUGGUCUGGGCGCAAACGGAACGUCAAGAAUGAAUGGCGAUUCCACAAAACCAGACGGUCUCUCAUCCUAUGCGCCCGCCGGUCCUCCUUCGACAGCAGGCUUAUCAUCAUUCGGCGAAAACUCCACCGUCCUGUCCCAAACAAAUGGCGAAACAAGGUCAAAGUCUCCUGAUCCGGCAGCCGGUAUCCCACCAACUCGAUUUGAGAUUUACCCUCCUGUGCGACCGCCAGUCUUCAAGCGCCGACCUGGCCGACCCUGGGGCAGCAAGACGAAGUAUAACAGCGCGUAUAUGUCGACACCGCGAAACGCACGCUCCACACCCCGGCGCACGUCGACCUCUAUGUUUGGGAUUGGGUCGCCUGCGUCUACGAAUGCAGCAGCUACUUCCGCGCGGAGGGGCCGGAGCGGAUUAGUCUCGGAGCUUGCCUCUGGUCCCGACAGUCCUUUGGUAAACGGCACGGAAGGUCACGACGAUGACGAGGAGGAAGAGGAGGAGGAACAACAACUGCAGGAUCAAGAGAUGGACGAAGCAGCUGAGCCUGAUCAAGAGCUCACGAAUGGAAAUGGUGCUACUCCCGACGCCGCGAUCGAGGCUGAAGAACCCUCGAUCGACGACGCAAAAGGCGAGGAUGAGCCCAUGACUAAUGGCAUUGGGCAACCCGAUUCUGUCUCUGUCGUGGCCGAGUCGGGUAAUGAUAACGCCACUACCGCGACAAACACGACCAACAGCACGGGGAAUCUCACGCCUCGUCGGACUACGCGACGAUCCAUGGCAGAUGGCGAGAAGAGGGUGACGAGGACGACGCCUGUUAAAGCUGUCUCUAUCACCGCUGCUGCGAAUGUACUAACAACAAAUGGUAACGGAAGCGGAGAUGGGAACGGCGACAGCGAUAUAGACGCCGACGGCGAAAUUGACGACGACGUACCGAUGGGAUUAUAA
Molecule: messenger RNA, 3282 nt
Organism: Talaromyces amestolkiae
Lineage: Eukaryota; Fungi; Ascomycota; Eurotiomycetes; Eurotiales; Trichocomaceae
Exons: 4
Coding region: 1-3282 (1093 amino acids)
Biological process (GO): regulation of DNA-templated transcription
Molecular function (GO): histone acetyltransferase activity
Source: RefSeq, a predicted model, not a curated record